Molecule: messenger RNA, 1262 nt
Organism: Andrographis paniculata
Lineage: Eukaryota; Viridiplantae; Streptophyta; Magnoliopsida; Lamiales; Acanthaceae
Product: protein TIC 62, chloroplastic
Exons: 9
Coding region: 75-1088 (337 amino acids)
Source: RefSeq, a predicted model, not a curated record
GGUCUGUUCGUUAAUUAAACGUCCGCCAUACAAACAUCAUUCCUGUGUCUUCUCCAAGGUUCUGGAGCACGUCCAUGGCGUCCAAGCUCUCCCUCGCUCCUACUCUUGAUCGUCUCGUUGCAAGGAAAUCUUUCAACAAAUGCUGGCAAACAGUUCCCCGGUUUUCGAUUGUUCCUUUGAGCUUUCCUGCUUUUGAGUGUUCAUUUAGAGGAAGAGUUCCACUGACAUCAUACGUGUCAUGUUCCGGCGCUGUAAGCGAACAAGUUGCUGAAUCUAUGACCUCCGAGUCAACACAGGAUGAAACGACCACUUCACCAUCCUCUUCCUCGAAGCUUGUUCUUGUCGUCGGAGGAACCGGUGGCGUUGGGCAAUUAGUUGUAGCAUCACUGCUUAAUCGGAACAUUAAAUCAAGGCUUAUACUGCGGAAUCCUGAGAAAGCUGCAGCUCUUUUUGGUGAACAAGAUGAUAAAAAAUUACAGGUGUGGCAAGGUGACACUCGGAACCCUGGGGAUUUGGAUUCUUCUAUGUUUGAGGGGGUAACACAUGUUAUUUGCUGCACUGGAACAACGGCCUUUCCUUCCAGGAGAUGGGAUGGAGAUAAUACACCUGAAAGAGUAGACUGGGAAGGUGUGAGAAACCUUGUACUAGCAUUGCCGUCAUCGGUGAAAAGAAUUGUUCUUGUCUCUUCAAUAGGAGUCACCAAGUUCAAUGAACUUCCAUGGAGCAUCAUGAAUCUUUUCGGUGUUCUGAAGUAUAAGAAAAUGGGGGAGGACUUUGUUCGUAAUUCUGGCCUUCCAUACACAAUUAUCAGACCCGGCAGGUUAACAGAUGGACCAUACACAUCUUAUGACCUUAAUACUUUACUACAGGCUACGGCUGGGGAGCGCCGAGCUGUGCUUGUUGGUCAAGGAGACAAACUUGUUGGAGAGGUAAGCAGGCUAGUAGUGGCUGAAGCCUGCAUACAGGCAAUGGACAUCGAUUUUACUGAAAACCAAAUCUAUGAAAUCAACUCGGUGAAGGGAGAUGGACCUGGGAAAGAUCCACAAAAAUGGCAAGAAUUAUUCGAAGCUGCACAUAGGCCCUCCUGAUCUCUAAAGUCAUGAUACAAAUUGAAACAUGUAAGCAUUUUGAGUUUUUUUUUUUUUUUUUUUUUUUUUUUUCUUUUGAAUGUUAUGUCUUUUGGUAUAGAAAAGGGCUUGUCUUUACUGUACAUGCAGAUUUUAUUAUAAUGAGAAAAAUCAGUCCAUUGAUUGGUGUGAAAA